Xylona heveae TC161 is the source of this 1893-nucleotide messenger RNA. RefSeq names its product phosphatases II. The transcript is spliced from 4 exons. NCBI's taxonomy places the organism in Eukaryota, Fungi, Ascomycota, Xylonomycetes, Xylonales, Xylonaceae. The record is from RefSeq and is a predicted model, not a curated record. Gene Ontology annotation, biological process: microtubule cytoskeleton organization; positive regulation of cytokinesis; protein dephosphorylation. The coding region runs from base 1 to 1893 and encodes 630 amino acids. Gene Ontology annotation, molecular function: protein tyrosine/serine/threonine phosphatase activity; protein serine/threonine phosphatase activity. Gene Ontology annotation, cellular component: nucleolus; mitotic spindle midzone; spindle pole.
AUGCCUUCCUCACCGCGAGGUCCUUCCCGGCUCGGGAUGCUUCCUUCCUUCAUGACCAAUUGUGGUCAGGUUUUGGAAUACAUUCAAGACCGUCUAUACUUAGCUUCUUAUGAGAACCCGCCUGAUGAGAAUACGCCUUUCCCGUAUCCCAAAGAAAAGAAAUCACCCGGAAAGCGCUCAAAGCAAACACCCGUUGCGACACCUCCUCCUGCGGGCAGCGCAAAAGGCCAUGCACCCGUCUACUUCACGGUUGACUACACACUCUACUACAAUUCUUUCCAUGCCGACUUUGGCCCACUGCACAUCGGGCACCUUUACCGCUUUGCAGUACAGUUGCACGAUAUUCUCGGGGACCCUGCAAAUAGCGAACGGCCCGUUGUGCUUUGGAGUAGCCCCGACUCGCGAAACCGAGCAAAUGCUGCAUGCAUCUUGGCUUGCUAUAUGGUUCUUAUUCAGAAUUGGCCUCCCCAUCUUGCUCUUGCACCGAUAGCGCAAAUGGAUCCUCCCCCAAUGCCUUUCCGCGACGCAGGUUAUAGCCAAGCAGACUAUACGCUGAGCAUCCAGGAUGUUGUCUAUGGUGUUUGGAAGGCAAAAGAGGAAGGGCUUUGUGGCCUGAUGGAAUUCAGUCUUGAGGAAUAUGAGAAAUUCGAACGAGUUGACAUGGGAGAUUUCAAUUGGCUCACCCCCUCCUUCUUGGCCUUUGCAUCCCCUCAGCAUUCACCAACAGCGCCCAUCCCGCCAUCCUCGCCACUCUAUGCGAAGCUGCCCACUAGUGUCUCAGCUGUAAUGGCUUCAGACCUACCCGUUUCAUUCAAAAAUGUGCUCUCACACUUCGCCACUCGGGACAUUGGACUGGUAGUCCGUCUCAAUUCGGAGCUCUAUUCUCCAUCCUACUUUACAGCGCUGGGAAUAAACCACUUGGACAUGAUAUUCGACGAUGGCACUUGCCCACCCCUACCUCUGGUGAAGAAAUUCAUCAAGUUGGCGCAUGAAAUGAUCAAUGUUAAGCAUAAGGGCAUUGCUGUGCAUUGCAAGGCGGGACUCGGGCGGACUGGUUGCCUCAUUGGAGCGUAUCUAAUUUACCGCCAUGGCUUUACAGCCAAUGAGGUCAUUGCUUUCAUGCGAUUUAUGCGCCCUGGAAUGGUGGUAGGCCCACAGCAACACUGGCUCCAUCUCAACCAAGGCACAUUCCGAGAGUGGUGGUGGGAGGAUUCAUACAAGGAGAAGCUCGCUGCGAUGCUGCCGUCUACACCUACAAAGUCCUCCCAGAAGCAGCGCAUGAGAAGUCAAGGACCGACGGCAACCCCUGUCAACUCAAAGCGAGCCGCUCUUGGAGAGAUUGACAGCAAUGAAUCGAGCGUGGCAACUCAGGAUGAGAACCUGCCCGCUCCUACACCUGGGCAGCCGCGCAAGGGUAGUCGAUCUCAUGAACCCCGGCACCAUCCCUACUCUCGUAAAAUCUCCGGCGUCUAUGACAGCGAUGCAAACGUGCAGCAGUCCGCAGAGUUUGUUUCAAUGCAUCGACAGAGUCGAAGUGACUCAGAAAGCGAAGAGGAAUGGCAAUUGCGAAUGCAUUCCCGCCGAACAGCCUCGCGGUCACCGCAGUCUAGUGACAAGAAGAGGUCUGUUAGCUACACAACCACCACGACUACUAAGGCUAGCUACAGCAUUGGACAAGCUGGCGAAAGCGACAUUGAGAAUUAUGACGGCCGACCCAAGACCCCAACGAAUUCUAAGAGCGGAAGCGGCUCUGGCGCUAUUGGCGUGGCCAAGGUUCGAUCUUCGCCGCGGCGGAGCGCUGAUAGCAGAGCCGCACGAGAAGCUGGCGUACGAAAAACGAGCGGAAGAGUUGGGAGUAUGAAUGGGACAUUGAAGAGCUCUGGCUCUAAAUAA